CCCAGUCACACACCCAAUUGUCCUAAGAGCCUCAUGUCCAAAUCAUUUCAUUAAUAAUAAAGGGAGAAAGCAGCCGAGAAAGAGCUCAAUAACUAGUUUAUAUUUCUCUUUCUCCUGCUCCCGUAAUAAUAAUAAUUUUUUUCUCGGCACUUCCCUAAUAAUUUUUAUGUUAUUGAUAUAUAUAUUUUUUGAAAACAAACUUUGUAUUUGGGCAUCAUCAUCCUGGAGAAGAAAAUAUGGCGAGCGAAAUUUACCAGUCCAAAACCACAGUUUAUGUGCUAGCAUGUUGGAUUCUUGCGGCAUUCGGCGGCCUUAUGUUCGGCUAUGACAUUGGCAUUUCGGGUGGUGUUUCUGGGAUGGACGACUUCUUGAUCAAAUUCUUUCCCAAGGUGCACGAAAGAAAACUUCGCGCGGUAGAAGACAACUACUGCAAGUACGAUGACCAGAUGCUUCAGCUCUUCACGUCUUCCCUGUACCUCGCUGCCCUCGUUGCCAGUUUUUUCGCAUCUAAGCUGUGCACCGUACUUGGUCGCAAGCCCACCAUUCUUCUGGCGUCGACCUUUUUCUUGGCCGGAGCUGGAUUCAGCGCUGGAGCCGAAAACAAAGCCAUGUUGAUUCUUGGUAGGAUUCUUUUCGGCAUUGGAGUAGGGUUUGGCAAUGAGGCUGUUCCAGUGUUCUUGUCGGAGAUAGCGCCGGUCCAACAUAGAGGGGCUGUCAACAUUCUCUUCCAACUCUUCGUUACAAUUGGAAUUUUCAUCGCCAAUCUCGUGAACUACUCGACCUCAACGUUACAUCCAUACGGAUGGAGGGUGUCGUUGGGGCUAGCGGCGGUUCCAGGAUUGGUCCUGUUCUUCGGCUCAAUGAUCCUAACAGAAACACCCUCCAACCUAACUGAGCGCGGAAAGGACGCGGAAGCUAAAGCGGCGCUCAAGAGGAUCAGGGGUGUCGAUAACGUGGACAGCGAGUACGAGGAAAUCAAAAGGGCUUGCGAUGCGGCCAAAGAAUUCAAACAGCCGUUCAAGAAACUCAUGACGCGAGAGAGCAGGCCCCCGUUGAUCAUUGCCAUCAUGAUGCAAGUCUUCCAGCAGUUCACCGGGAUUAACGCGAUCAUGUUUUACGCGCCCGUUCUGUUUCAAACCAUGGGGUUCAAGAACAAUGCAUCACUGUUGUCCGCGGUUAUUACCGGGAUUGUGAAUGUCGCAAGUACUUUCGUCUCGAUCUACUCUGUCGACAAGAUCGGAAGGCGGAAGUUGCUUCUCCAAGCUUGUGUUCAGAUGUUCAUUUGCCAGACAGCAAUCGGCGUGAUCCUGUUUGUUGACUUGAAACCCACCGGUACAAUGGGCUCAGGGAUGGCGGCAUUGGUGGUGGUGCUAGUGUGCCUCUACGUCAUGUGCUUCGCCUGGUCGUGGGGCCCGCUGGGGUGGUUGAUCCCCAGCGAGACCUUCCCGGUGGAGACCAGGACCGCAGGCUUUGCCUUCGCAGUCAGCUCAAACAUGCUCAUGACUUUCGUCAUCGCCCAGUCGUUCCUCUCGAUGCUCUGCCACAUGCGCGCGUUCAUCUUCUUCUUCUUCUCGGCUUGGAUCCUGGCGAUGGGAAUAUUCGUGGUGUUCCUUCUGCCCGAGACCAAAGGCGUGCCUAUCGAUUCCAUCACCGAGAGGGUGUGGAAGCAGCACCCGGUUUGGAAGAAGUUCAUGGACGAGCACGACGAUUCCAAGAGCCGGGAGAUGGCCUGAAUGCACAUGGAUCUUAACUUGUUUGGAGAUGCGCCUUAGAAGCAGUAUUGCUGUUUCCUGGGUAUUUUUCAAGGGUAUAUAUAUUUUUCAAGAGUAACUCAUAAAGAAACUAUUGAUUUUUCCCCUUUUCAUGUGGAUAAUUUGUUUGUUUGAAGAUAUUCAAUGUUAUUAAUACAUAAAGGAAAAAAUAUUACAGUAUGUUACGGUGUGCUUGGAUUCA
This is a messenger RNA of Rhododendron vialii, 1953 nucleotides long. Its product is annotated as sugar transport protein 8-like. Gene Ontology annotation, cellular component: membrane. Gene Ontology annotation, molecular function: monosaccharide transmembrane transporter activity. Gene Ontology annotation, biological process: monosaccharide transmembrane transport. NCBI's taxonomy places the organism in Eukaryota, Viridiplantae, Streptophyta, Magnoliopsida, Ericales, Ericaceae. The transcript is spliced from 4 exons. Bases 237 to 1733 code for a protein of 498 amino acids. The record is from RefSeq and is a predicted model, not a curated record.